UCUUUUGCUUUACGUCGUCGUUGUUUAUCAUUUAAGGUCCCUUAUUAUGCUAAAUGUUUCACAAUCUCAUUUCUCAAAGACAAACAGGUAAAAUAACAAUAACAAUUACAAGUAUAAUUGAAAUUCCAACUACAAAUUACAAUUAAAAUUGCAGACAUUACAAUUACUAUUUAAAUUACAAUUACAAUUAUAAUUACCAUUUACAUUACAAUGACAAUUAAAAUAAAAAGUAUAAUUAAAAUUACUUUCCAACUUACAAUUCCAAUUACAACUAAAUUACGCGGUCAUAAUUGCAUUUAAAAAUUACAAUGACAUGUCAAAUUACAGUUAAAAUUACCAUUCCAAGUACAAUUACAAAAAAUAUUACAAUUGUAAUUGCAACUAAAAUUACAAUUACAUUGAUGUAACCCAGUGAAAAAACGGUGUACUGCGCUGUUUAAGGUGACACCGCUAGAGGUCAGUGUGCUGUUUGUGAUGGGUUUGUGGGCGGUUGGAUGAACAGAAGAAGUGACGGUUGGACGACAGCCAAGUAGAAGCUACUGCGUGUGUAUGAAUCAGUCUCUAAUUCCAAAAGGUAAAUAUUCUAAAUAUUAUUAAUUCUUCUGAGUUCCAGAGAUUGUGAUGACAGAGUUCUAGAAAGAACAGAUCGUCCACUAAGAGCGCAGCAGUGUGGGGAUGUCAACAAGGAGGAGGAAGAGGAGGAGAAAGAGGAGGAGUCCCUCCAUGAAGUAGAAGGUUGCAGUGGUCCUGUUCUGGCAAAAAAAAGAAGAUGUCUGUGGAGCUCCUCCCUGCGAGUCCUCCGAGUGGGAACAAUGGGUCUCUUCAAGCCACCAAAGUGGGAGGAAGUAAACCUCUACAUCGCUUCAUGAAGGCUCAACCUCAGAGUGUUGGAGUGAGAUAUCACACAGCCAAAGCUGAUCACAAUCAUUGAUUAUUUGUAUAAGUUCACAAUAUCACCUGCUUUAUUGCUUCACUGUUGCCUUCACAUGUAAAUUGCAGGUUGUUGUUCUGGUUUUGGGCGUAUCUUUCUUUAUUACAUCCAUUAUUAUGGCAGUAGAUAAUCCUGCUAACCAAUUAUGGAGGCUUUCCCCACUGGGGUACAUCAUUGGAAUACAGUUCAUCUUAUGUGGCAUUCUGUAUAUUAUCACCGAGCACAACCCAACCAAGAAAACUGUGACAGCAUCCCUGGCUCUUGGCAUUGUGGCCAUCGUGGGUGCUUUCUGGAUGAUAUUUAUUCUUCUCACCAAUAUAGAACACCACUAUUAUCAUAGAGACUUUGACUACUUUGAGUUCGACAACAUGACUCUCAUCGAGGAAGACACAUGGCGGUCACAGGCUGUGGUCCUUGGGUUGGCAACAGAAGCCAUCUUUGUGUUCUAUGCUAUUGUUGGCACUAUUAUUUUAUUGGUGAUGUCAGUGCUGGCUGGAGCUGCUCUGCGUUCUACCAAGAGUCAGGCCACUGUGGUGAUGUCUACAACAACCACUGAAACGCCUGCUCACUGACAUCGUGAAGAGUCCAUCUUUGUUGUACUCUCACCCACUCGUCAGCCGGGGUAGGCUCCAGCUCACCCGGGACCCUGAAGAGGAUCAGCGGUGGAAAAUGAAUGAAUGUUUAACAUGCGUCAUAGUUUUGGGAUGGACUCAUCACUGAGGUCACAUUGAUAGCACAUGUUAGAGGAAGUGCUAAAUACCUCUGUGUACACAGGACAUUUUUUGCCUGUUUGUUUAUAUAAUAUCCUAUAAUAACCUGUUUAAGCCAUUUGUUCUCUGACAAGGUCAGAUGAAAUCCUAUCUAAAGGUUAAGUACUGCUAAAUACUGCUUCCUUUUGGCAUAUAAACAUGAUAUAUACUUUGUAUGCUGUAUAGGAACACUACUUUUGGUAUAACACUGUUUCAUAAUAAACAAUGGAAAUUCA
Molecule: messenger RNA, 1916 nt
Organism: Doryrhamphus excisus (bluestripe pipefish)
Lineage: Eukaryota; Metazoa; Chordata; Actinopteri; Syngnathiformes; Syngnathidae
Source: RefSeq, a predicted model, not a curated record